Cloeon dipterum is the source of this 1866-nucleotide messenger RNA. RefSeq lists its product as uncharacterized. Lineage: Eukaryota; Metazoa; Arthropoda; Insecta; Ephemeroptera; Baetidae. The record is from RefSeq and is a predicted model, not a curated record. The coding region runs from base 19 to 1866 and encodes 615 amino acids. The transcript has 7 exons.
UUAAUAUUAUUUCACCAGAUGCGCCAAAUUUUGUGUGUCUAUCUGAGGGUUGCUGGCUUCGUGACGCAAUUGCUGAAGCAGCUGGCUGAAAAGCAGCGCUUGCCAGAGUGGGAAAUGCCAGCUGAGUGGCGCUGUGAAGACUACCUUCCCGAUGAACUGGAGAUGUACUUGCGGGACAAAUGGAAGGAAGACUUGGCCAGUUCAGUCCUGCAGGUCCCGUUGAAAGAGGUCGCGUGGUGGAACAAGAAGGUGAAGCCACAAGAGAUUAAUCAUAAUCACACACUUGAUCUUUUCAAGUGCAAGUUGAGCAGCAUGCAGGUGCUUAGUUGGAAGCCGAUCUCUUAUUGCUCGCCACCUAUUCUAGAACAUUUUUAUGUCAUCGCACCCCUCAUUGAGAUACUCCUGAAGCGAAACAAGAACAACCAUCCUUUUGAAGCGCCUGCAUGUGACCUUGCAAAGAUUAGAUUUAGUUGCGUCCAGUUAGCCGUUCCUCCUAUUUUGGCUCUGAAGUACCACGAGCGAAACAUCCAAGGACUGCACAGCAUGAAGAUUUCUGCGUGGUUCGCCUCAUGGUGCACUGUGGUUCCCGUUAGGAAUGUAAUGAACCAUCUGUUGGCGUCUUCAAAAGACGUCAAUGCGGAGGAAAAGAAGCAACUGGUGGCCACAGGUCAUACUCUGUUAAAUUGGAACUGCAAUGAGGCUUUGCUGCCUGAAGACCAAAUAUCAGACGCAAUUGCUUUCCUCACCUGUAAAGAUGUGCUCAGUCAAUUCCUGACUAAUUACACAAUCAGGCAGCAAUGGUUUGUUGUAGCCCUCUUUUCUAUUCUCAAGAUUGAAAGGGAGACCAUCCCCCUGCAAGUGUGGCCACUGCCUGUCGAACACAUUGAACCUGUCAAAGAAGUACUCACGACUGUCAAGAUGGUGAAGGAACUGACUCUGCUUGGUCUCUACUGCCACGAGAAUGACAUGUACGCAGAAAUGCGGGAAUUUACUGGCAAAUUCCAAGCAAUGAUUUCAAUUUGCUUGAAAGCAUUUACUGAAAAAGACUACAGUAGUCUUCGUUGUCUCAAGACUGAAUGCUUCAAAGAGUUCAGUUUUAAAGGACAAUAUGUUAACCCCGCGUACUUUGAACUGGACGAAAACAUAAGUUGCUAUUACUCUGGGCACCCAUGGAAUUUUGAGUACUACAAGAGUCCUUCACAGAAAAAAGAUCCAUCUAUUAAAAUUCAUGAUCCAAUUGGCUUGGCGGAAUGCAGUUACAACUUUUGGAAGGAUCCUCCGUUGCUUGAAAACGGCGCCCAGAUGCCACUCUUCAAAGGAUUACUUGGAAGUGAUGCUUACGCACUGGUUAGGAAUAAUUCGUGGAACAAGAAAGGGAAAUUCGUCAAAGAAGUAGUUUCUGCAAUGGCCUUCAUGGGGUACAUUCCAGCAGAUGAAUGUAGCAGAGUGGUCAAUCUAGAAUUGGAGAUUGGCAACUUUGAUAAGCCUCUGUCAGCAAUGCAGGGAAAUUAUACCCAAAUGGAUAUCAUUGGUAGAAUUGGAUGCCACUGUCUUCUUCUGCUGAACUACACAAACACAUUCAAAGCACCUGACCAAGUGCUUUCUGAGUCAGCUGCCAAGACUUUGGUUGGAAGUUUGGUCUAUCUGUCUUAUGAAAUGUUCGAGAUGAAUCAUCUUCACAGACUGGCUCUUCUGCUUGGGGAUGUUUGCGGCUUUGAACCAGUUUCACCUCUGAAAGCCGAAGGGGGAGAUUUCACUCACAUUUUGGAAUUCAUAAGAGACGUCAAGGAGGCAGAAUUAUCCAUACUCAUUGAUCAGAAGUCGGUAGAAAAAGAUGAGUCUCUUAAAACAGAAGGUAACUGGUAG